Messenger RNA from Dufourea novaeangliae, 1024 nucleotides. It is a transcript of the gene eIF4H1, whose product is annotated as eukaryotic translation initiation factor 4H-like. Lineage: Eukaryota; Metazoa; Arthropoda; Insecta; Hymenoptera; Halictidae. The record is from RefSeq and is a predicted model, not a curated record. Gene Ontology annotation, molecular function: RNA binding. The transcript is spliced from 5 exons. The coding region runs from base 11 to 826 and encodes 271 amino acids.
UGCAUCCAAUAUGGCUGGUCGAGGUGGUUACGAAGAUUCAAGAGAUUAUGGAGAUGGAUAUCGUGGUAGUAGAAAGCCACUGCCAGUUAAACCACCUUAUACUGCAUAUGUGGGAAAUUUGCCGGAUGGAAUUGUUCAAGGAGAUGUGGAUAAGAUCUUUGAAAACCUUAAUGUUAGAGGAAUCAGAUUGGUUAAAGAUAAGGAAACUGAUAGGUUUAAGGGCUUUUGCUAUGUCGAAUUUGAAGAUCUUGCAGACCUAAAAUGUGCAUUGCAAAUGGAUGGCGCAGUAGAAGUAGAGAAUAAUAUCAUUAAAAUAGAUGUAGCAGAGGGAAAAAGAAAUGAUAGAGGAGGUGGUUUUGACAGGAGAGGUCGUGGAGGAAGUGGAAGUGGAGGAGACUUUAGAGGAAGGGAUGGUGGUCGUAGUGGAUAUGGAGAUGAUUUUGGAGGAUACAGUGAUAGAGGUCAACAAGCUGGUAGGCAAGGUAGUACAUGGGAUAUGAGAGGUAACCGAGGCAACUACAGUCAGUUUAAUGAUGAUACAGGCGGUGGGAGUCGAGAUUGGUCUCGUGGUACACAGCCUACUAGAGGAUAUGCUAGCAGACCACUUACUCGUGGGAGAGGAGGAGGAGUUAGUGAUCGAAAACCAUUUAACGAGGAACCAUUUACUAGCGACCCACCUCCAGAUACAACUGGAAGGAAGCGUUUGGUGUUAGCACCAAGGACAAUUCAAGCACCUGUAAAUGCAGUUGCUGAAUCAAGUAAAUCAAGUUCAAUAUAUGGUGGUGCAAAACCUCGAGAGGAGUCACUUAAAACUUAUGACAAGUAAAAAUAUUAUCUCGAUUAAUAGUUUCUGAUUCCCUGAAUUGAAAAGAAAGAAACUUCCCCGACAAAAAAAUUCGGAAACCGAUACGAGAUUUUUUAGUUUCCUCACAAACAAGGGGGAGAGUCUCUUCAAAGAUCAAAUAACGAAAUUGCAAUAAUUUUUAUUUAUCCCAAAAGGGGUGCCUUCCCCAAAAAAUUCAGA